Daldinia childiae is the source of this 1017-nucleotide messenger RNA. RefSeq names its product Cyclic AMP-dependent transcription factor ATF-7. The record is from RefSeq and is a predicted model, not a curated record. Gene Ontology annotation, molecular function: DNA-binding transcription factor activity, RNA polymerase II-specific; RNA polymerase II cis-regulatory region sequence-specific DNA binding. Lineage: Eukaryota; Fungi; Ascomycota; Sordariomycetes; Xylariales; Hypoxylaceae. Bases 1 to 1017 code for a protein of 338 amino acids. The transcript has a single exon. Gene Ontology annotation, biological process: regulation of transcription by RNA polymerase II.
AUGGGCCAAGGCGACGAACGCUCAUACGGCCAAAGCAGCACCGACCCAAGCAGUCCCUCGACCGACGCACUGUCAGCAAAGGCUAGCCAAUCAAUCUCUUCGCCUCAGAAACCGGCCUCCAUUAGGACAUCUGGAAGACUUGCGAAUCGCCGUGCCAAAAAUCGAGUAACUUCACAUUCUAAAUCGGAUAAAGUUGACUCUCCCAAGUCGUCAAUUCGAUCAUCCGAAAUAUCGUCUCGCUCGUCGCAUCAGACCGUAACACCAGAGGAUAAAAGCGUAUACAUAACGGGUAGGGCAAAUAAUAAACCCAGACGGAACGGGAUUGUGUCACCAAACUCUCCUCCAACUACGGGGACGCGGCAACGAUCCCAAUACGCGGACGAUGAUACUGAUCAUGGGGUCAACACGACUAGAAGGACUAAGUUCCUUGAGCGAAAUCGAACAGCGGCGACUAAGUGUCGCCAAAAGAAAAGGGAAUGGGUGACGGAUCUAGAAGAAACGAAAUUUGACUUAGAAAACCAGCACAACCUCCUUCAGAGGGAGUACAGCGACUUAAAAACUGAGAUUACUGAGAUAAAAUCGCAACUCAUGAAUCAUUCCAGUUGCAACGAUCCCAAUAUCGACAAAUGGAUCGAAAAUGAAGCAAAGAGAUUUGUCUUGGGAACAAGCGAAAAAUACGACCAGAUGCUGGUUAAUUUAAGCCACUCUCCAAGACAUAUUAUAACUCGCCAGGAUAGCUUCUCUUCCGCCGCAGGAUGUCAGGCAAUGCGUGAUUCGGAACUUCUUAGCCCAGUUACUCCAUCACAUUCAUUUCAUCCCGGGGGUUUCGAACCAAAUCCAUCUAUACUCUACCAUCCAGAUCUAACGCCGAACUUUCCGCAGGUCGCAGCAUCGGACUCACACGAAGAGCCCUACCCGGUUGACACUCUACAUAAUACGACGGCCGAGGACAUGUCCGUCUUCCAUAGUAUACCGAUGGUUGAAACCUUCGAGAAUUUUAUUCUUCCUACAAGCUGA